Messenger RNA from Gastrolobium bilobum, 607 nucleotides. Its product is annotated as ubiquitin-conjugating enzyme E2 20-like. The transcript is spliced from 6 exons. NCBI's taxonomy places the organism in Eukaryota, Viridiplantae, Streptophyta, Magnoliopsida, Fabales, Fabaceae. The record is from RefSeq and is a predicted model, not a curated record. Bases 71 to 607 code for a protein of 178 amino acids.
CAAUAAGCAUAAGCAACCUCUCUCUCUUCUAAUCUCUCUCUCUCUCUCUAUUACUAUUACUAUUACUGUUAUGGCUACCAUCAAUGCUGCGCAAACCGAAGGUGCUCAAGACAACAUCGCUUCAGCAAAGCAGUCUCUCCCCCAGGCAAAGACCGUUGAUUCUCACUCUGUUCUCAGAAGGUUGCAGUCUGAAUUGAUGGCUUUGAUGAUGGGUGGAGAUUCUGGUAUAUCUGCCUUCCCUGAGGAGGAUAACAUAUUCUGUUGGAAAGGAACAAUAACAGGAAGCAAAGAUACUGUGUUUGAAGGAACUGAGUACAAGUUAUCCCUUUCCUUUCCCAAUGAUUACCCUUUUAAGCCACCAAAGGUCAAGUUUGAAACCACUUGCUUUCAUCCCAAUGUAGAUGUGCAUGGCAAUAUAUGCUUGGACAUUCUUCAGGAUAAAUGGUCAUCUGCUUAUGAUGUCAGAACAAUUCUUCUAUCAAUCCAAAGCCUGCUGGGAGAGCCAAACAUUAGCUCACCGCUAAAUACACAAGCAGCACAGCUUUGGAACAAUCAAGAAGAUUACAGGAAGAUGGUGGAGAAGUUGUACAAAUCUCCGAGUGCUUAG